Striga hermonthica is the source of this 807-nucleotide messenger RNA. NCBI's taxonomy places the organism in Eukaryota, Viridiplantae, Streptophyta, Magnoliopsida, Lamiales, Orobanchaceae. The record is from the annotation of a GenBank genome assembly.
AUGUCCCAAACACGAGACCACGUCUCGCUCCUCAUAGACUCCAGCCCCCUCCACCUGCCUUCCUACUGCCCGAGCAGCCCCCACUAUCUCCGAGUCAACCACAACAUGCGCCACGGCAGCGAAAAGCUCUACGACCCGAAAGUUGUCUCGAUCGGCCCGUUUCACCACCAAACAGCCCAUCUCCAGAAAAUGCAGCUCGCGUACCUCAAGUGCCUACUCAAACGCCACGGUGAGUCCACCGUCGACAAAUACGUAGCGGCCGUGAGGUCCCUGGAGGAAAAAGCCCGAAAUUCCUACUCCGAGCCCAUCGAGCUAAACACAGACGAGUUCGUGAUGAUUCUUGUGCUCGAUGGGCUUUUUGUGGUCGAGCUGCUCCGAAAGGAUGAUAAUGACCUGCUGAGGGAGAAGAACGAGAUUUUCCUAUUAGAGAAUAUCCUUAUCAUGGUCCAGCGCGACCUGAUACUCGUGGAGAAUCAGGAAACAAGGGUCGAGUUCGAAAGUAGCAACUGCCCGCACAUCAAUUUCGUCGGGGGCGUCCUUAGGAUUCUGGUACUCCGUGUGGGAUAUAAGACCGAGUCGAUUUUGAGGAAUUUGAUCGUGUACGAGCAGUUUUACAUGGACGACCGUCCAAAGUACGUGGCGGACUACACAUUCUUCUUACAGUGCCUCGUGAACCAGUCGAGGGACAUGGAGAGAUUAAGGCGGCGCGGGAUUUUUGAAAACUUGUUGGGCGGAGAUGAGAUGGUAUGCCCUGUUUUCGCAAGUCUCGGGAGAAAUACCAUGUUAUAUAUCGACAUGCAAUUUUAA